Anguilla anguilla (European eel) is the source of this 1323-nucleotide messenger RNA. RefSeq lists its product as uncharacterized. Gene Ontology annotation, molecular function: hexosyltransferase activity. The transcript has 4 exons. Gene Ontology annotation, biological process: dolichol-linked oligosaccharide biosynthetic process. The coding region runs from base 130 to 630 and encodes 166 amino acids. NCBI's taxonomy places the organism in Eukaryota, Metazoa, Chordata, Actinopteri, Anguilliformes, Anguillidae. The record is from RefSeq and is a predicted model, not a curated record.
UCCUCAAUUUGUGGGGAAGAAGAAGAAACCAUCGAAACUGGGCGACGUUAUUUGUACAAUAAAUGCUAUUAUAUAAAAUAAUGUAUAUUUAAUAGCUCCUAAAAGUCCCGUGAUUGUCACACUACUGGUAUGAAGACUGUAUUCGUUACCGUUGGAACCACGAGUUUUGAUGAGCUUAUAGAGAGUAUUACGUCUGAAGAAGCGACUCAGGCACUCUCAGCUCUAGGUUACAAAAAGCUGGUUCUCCAGGUGGGCCGUGGGGCUGUUCUUCCUGGCCCAGACAGCUGUGCUGGGCUGCUGGUACACGCCUUCCGCUUCAAAGAUUCUAUUGCAGAAGAUAUUAGGGAUGCUGACCUGGUCAUCAGCCAUGCAGGGGCGGGCAGUUGUUUGGAGGCACUGGGAGCGAAACGGCCUUUGCUGGUGGUGGUCAAUGACAAGCUGAUGGAUAAUCACCAGCUAGAGCUUGCCAAACAGUUGCAUGCAGACUCCCACCUGUUGUACUGCACCUGCAGCACACUGACUGAGACACUGAGAACAAUGGACCUGUCUGUUCUCACACCCUUUCUGCCGGGACAGCCUCAGAACUUCGCCAGGUUUUUGGACCGGGCCCUGGGCCUUCACACGGAGUGAGUGUGCUGGUUCUUCAGCGGUGCCCGCCCACACGGGUUCCCCUCCCCGGAAUCGGAGGGCUUUUGUCCGGCCCAGCCCCAAGUCCAGAGGGGAACAGGCGGUGCCGAGAAUGAGAAUCUUCUGCAUUUUUCUGUCUAUGAGAACUACAUUUUGCAGAGCAAGUUGUAUUCUUUUUCAGUGGGAUUCUUAAUCAACAGAAUGUUUUUUUUUUUUACAUCCUUCUCACAAGUGAGCUGUAAUUCGAAUAUGUGAAUUAAUUUGUUUAUAUUGUCACUAUAUUGUCAGACAAGUAGACUGGCUAGCUAGUUGCCGUUCAAACUAGUACUAAAGAACAAUUUUUUUACCUGAAGCUUAUUUGCUCGAUUUGCGUAUAUACACUAUAUUUCCAAAAGUAUGUGGACACCUGAAAAUCACACCCGUAUGUUCAUGUUGAAUCUCAUUCCGAAACCAUGGGCUUAGAAAAUAUAUCUAAGCUUGCUACCAAAAGUCUGGUAAGAAGUACAUACAGUACGAACAAGGUUUUUAUUUGCAAAUAUUUUUCAACCUUCUGUAAUUUCCUGUUAUAAUUUAAAAGUACCAUAAUCAUGGAAAUGGAAAUCAAAAAUCAUGGAAUUUGUUUAACUGGUUGAAGUGGGAACAUGCAUUCGCGUAUUAAAAUAAAAAUAAAUAUUAAAGUAGAAAUUUGAUAAUUGC